AGCAGCCGUCCAUCCGCAGCGGGACCAGACACAUGGUGCGGGCCGUCUGAGGAGCGGCUCAGGUCCAGAGAGUUCGGAGCCCGGUUCGGAGCAGGAGGAGAGCGGAGCGCAGACACCCAGGAGGGCUUUUAAACCCGCUUUUUACGGUUCUCGGAUCAUAAACACCAAACAUGCACCUACUGGGAAUACCUCUGCUCCUGGCAUACCUCCUCUACACCAACCGGGCCACCGACUUCAGAACCGGCGACUACUAUGAGUACUACGAGCAGGAGCAGCUGGACGAGCCGGACUCUUCACCAACGUCAGACAUGGAGCAGAAGCUGCGUUCGGCCUCCAGUGUAGAUGAACUCAUGAGUCUUAUCUAUCCUUCGUACUGGGCUGCUCUCAAGUGCACAUCCAGACUUUCUGCUGCUGUUUCCUCUAAAGCGUCCCAGCGGCCACAGUCUCGCCUCCUCCGGCCGCCGGCAGACACAGAGGAGCCCACGUUUGCUGCUGCCUACCUCAACCUGGAUGUCCUCAAAAGUAUAGAGUCAGAGUGGAGGAAGACUCAGUGCAUGCCCAAAGAGGUGUGUGUCGACGUGGGAAGGGAGUUCGGGGCUCCCACCAACAUCUUCUAUAAGCCACCCUGUGUGUCCGUCUACAGAUGUGGAGGAUGCUGUCACUCUGAGGACAAGCAGUGCAAGAACAUCUCCACCGGCUACCUCAGUAAAACUCUUUUUGAGAUUAAGUGUCCGUUAGCCAACAGGACGUGUCCUCCUGCUCACACAUGGAGCAACAAGCAGUGUCGAUGCACAGCCGCCAACAUGCAGCUCAACCCUCCUCCUCCGCCGCUGCCACCUCCAAGGCCGUCCCAGCAGCAUCUGGACAUGUUCUCUGCAGAUGUGUGUGGCCCCGAUAAGGAGCUGAACGUGGAAAGCUGUCAGUGUGUGUGCAGGCGUGGGGACGAGAAUCGUGACUGCGGCCCGAACCGGCACCUGAACCACAACACCUGUCAGUGCGUAUGCAACGUGAUACCGGCGCCGUCCUGCCCUCUGAACCACAUCUUCAACAAGGAGACCUGCCAGUGCACGUGCAGCAGGACGUGUCCACGGCACCAGCCUCUCAACAAAACAAAGUGUUCCUGCGAAUGCAACGAGUCGCCCAAUAAGUGUUUCCUAAAAGGACGGCGGUUUCACCAAGCCACGUGCAGUUGUCUCCGGCCACCCUGUGAGGUCAGAAGGAGAAGGUGUGAACCGGGUUUCUUCUUCAGCGAGGAGGUUUGCCGCUGCGUUCCAUCCCACUGGAGACGGCUGGACUGACCUCCGACACGCUCAUGAGACACGAACAAGAUGCUAAAGAACAGAUAAUGAACUUGUAAAGGUAGAACUGGGCAUCCAUCCCCUGUAGCCCUGCUGCUCUCCCAGUCAGCUGUGAUGGCAGCUAAGUGUGUGGACCCUGGUGAACGUGGGGGAGCUUCGUGAUUGGACAGCAGAUACGGGAAACUCUGGUGGUCUGGAGGUGAGACGUGCACUGAUUCUACUACGAGGAUGCUCAACGGGAAAGCGAGGGAUUGCAGCCCAGGACUGGACAGAAGGACUGAGAGGAGAAGUCGAUCCCUGUUUGGAAAUGCUGUCUGAAUAUUUGGUUUUGUAUUGAUUAUGGCUCAGUAUUCUUCAGAUAUUGAUUAUAUAAUUUAUUAAAUGUUAUUUUUCAACCUCUGUCUAAUACAGUUUCAGUAUUUUUAAUGGAAAUACACUGUGAUCAGUAUUUUUGUAUCAUGUAAAGUAUAUGUGUAAAAUAAACUAUACUGAAUGUC
Molecule: messenger RNA, 1795 nt
Organism: Stegastes partitus (bicolor damselfish)
Lineage: Eukaryota; Metazoa; Chordata; Actinopteri; Pomacentridae
Gene: vegfc
Product: vascular endothelial growth factor c
Exons: 7
Coding region: 171-1298 (375 amino acids)
Biological process (GO): vascular endothelial growth factor receptor signaling pathway; positive regulation of endothelial cell proliferation; positive regulation of mast cell chemotaxis
Cellular component (GO): membrane
Molecular function (GO): vascular endothelial growth factor receptor 3 binding; growth factor activity; chemoattractant activity
Source: RefSeq, a predicted model, not a curated record